Messenger RNA from Trichoplax adhaerens, 597 nucleotides. RefSeq lists its product as uncharacterized. The transcript is spliced from 6 exons. Gene Ontology annotation, biological process: protein import into mitochondrial matrix. The record is from RefSeq and is a predicted model, not a curated record. NCBI's taxonomy places the organism in Eukaryota, Metazoa, Placozoa, Uniplacotomia, Trichoplacea, Trichoplacidae. Gene Ontology annotation, molecular function: transmembrane protein transporter activity. The coding region runs from base 1 to 597 and encodes 198 amino acids. Gene Ontology annotation, cellular component: TIM23 mitochondrial import inner membrane translocase complex; mitochondrial inner membrane.
AUGUCUGACGACUACGGAAAAGAUGGCUAUUCAAGAGACUAUUCGUCAACAGAUCCAACCAUGUCUGCAUCAUUAUCAUCCACGAAUAAGGCCUUGCUUUCUCCAUAUAUGAAUAUCGAUCCUCGCUCCUUACAUCAGGAUGGUUCAGAGUUCAUAUUUGCUGGUGAACCCGUCAAAAGGAGAAGUUGGGGUGAAAGGAUGUUCUCUAAUGUUGGAUCAUCUUAUAUGAUUGGUAUUACAUGUGGUGGAGCGUGGGGUUUGUUCGAAGGUUUAAGAACUCCUCACGGAAAUACAAUGAAACUUAGAAUUAACGGCAUUUUAAAUAGUUGCACACGAAGAGGACCCUUCGUUGGCAACAGCUUGGGCUGUAUAGAGACAAUUCUAGGUAAAGUCACCCAGAAAGAAGAUGAAGAUAAUCCCUACAACACAGUCGGUGCUGCUGUCUUGACCGGCGCUAUUUUCAAAUCUACUGGUGGAAUUAGAGCGACUGCUUUAGCUGCAGCAAUUGGGGGUACGUUAGCUGUGACUUAUCACUUCGGUCAAAUGAUUUGGCAGAAAGAGAAACCCACAUUCUCAACACCGAAUUGGUCUUCAUAA